This is a messenger RNA of Lathyrus oleraceus (garden pea), 577 nucleotides long. RefSeq names its product polyadenylate-binding protein RBP47. The record is from RefSeq and is a predicted model, not a curated record. The transcript has 5 exons. Gene Ontology annotation, molecular function: RNA binding. Bases 1 to 477 code for a protein of 158 amino acids. NCBI's taxonomy places the organism in Eukaryota, Viridiplantae, Streptophyta, Magnoliopsida, Fabales, Fabaceae.
AUGAUAUAUCUACCGUUCGCUGUAGUGUUGGCUGGCGGUGGUCACUCUGCUAAUGGUGCUGUGGCCCAAGGCUCCCAGUCUGAAGGGGAUUCUAACAACACAACUAUAUUUGUUAGAGGGCUUGAUUCUGAAAUCAGCGAUGAGGAUCUCAGACAACCGUUUUUGCAAUAUGGCGAUGUUGUCUCCGUGAAAAUUCCAAUCGGUAAAGGAUGUGGCUUUGUUCAACUUGCUGACAGAAAGAAUGCUGAGGAAGCUAUUCAGGGAUUGAAUGGAACAGUGAUCGGGAAGCAGACCGUGCGUCUUUCUUGGGGUCGCAGUCCGGGAAAUAAGCAUUGGAGGAAUAAUGAUUCGAAUGGAAACCAUUAUGGCGGGCAAGGUUACGGUGGUCACGGAUACGGAGGCCAUGGAUAUGCUGCUAGACAGAAUCAGGAUAUAGCGAUGCAACAACCUGCAGCUGCAAUUCAAGGGGCUUCGUAACGGCCAUAGCGCGUUGCGUCGCGGCUGGUAUUGAAAUAGGAUGAACUUUAUUGCUCUGAUAAGUGAACUGUAGUGUUAUUUUUGAAUUUGUAGCUGGGUU